CCCGCGCCGGAUCCUUGCCACGACCCGCUGGCCACCCAAUCCACUUCGAAGACCCCGUUCUCCCCCUACACACAAACUCCGAGCCCGGCUGCAGCCCCUCGUCCUCCGCCGCCUCGCCUCCCUCCCUCCGUUCCCCGCGCGCCCCGCGCACGGAAUUGGGUCGGGGGGCUCCGCAGGCGGCUCCUUCCAGCCGGCUUGGGAACAAAGGAAGUUGGAGCUCGGGCUGGCGGUGGCUCUACGACCGGGAUGAAGGGCUCCCCUUCCUAAGCCGCCGCCUCCUCCUCCUCCUCCUCCUCCUGGACGCAGCGCAGAGCGAGAGAGCCUGGCCGGAGAUCCGCGCAGGGGAUCCGGGACGGACCGAUGGAUGGCGCUGCCUCUUUGCAUGAAGCCUCUUUGCAGCGGAGCCGGAGUCAGGGGGUCCCGCCAAGGUCCGGCAAUCCCGUCUUGAGCGGUUCCCCUUUGUUGGAUUAACAGAGUUGGAAGGGACCUUGGAGGUCAUCUAGUCCAACCCCCCUACACCAUUUCUGACAAAUAGCAGUCCAAUCUCUUCUUGAAAGCCUCCAGUGAUGAAGCUCCCACAACUUCCGAAGGCAACUUCUGUUCCAUCGGUUGAUGGUUCUCACGGUUCACCGCCUUGAAUUAUUUGUAAAAAUAAUAAUACUUCCUUUGGUCAACGCCCCUAAGACGCAGGCAACUGAAGAAGAGAAAGGAAAAGUCUUCAAGACAAGUCAACUCUUGGAAGCUUCAUGUAGGUGUCCAUGGGAAUCAGAAGAGGCUUGGAUGGAGAAAGGUUCACAUCAUGACUCUGUGGCCGCAAGCUUUCAACCAACAGAAGGUGCUUCUUGAAGCAGUGAGGGAUUCCUGAACUUCAGUACAUGGAUGCGACUUAAUUUUGCUUCACCAAGCGCAGCGCUGGAAUGGGAAAUCACAGCAACAACCAUACCUGCGUGAUCGAUGAUUCCUUCAAGUACAACCUCUACGGAGCUGUCUACAGUGUGGUCUUCAUCCUUGGCUUAAUCACCAACUGUGCCUCUUUGUUUGUCUUCUGGUUCCGCAUCAAAAUGCGGAGCGAGACAACCAUUUUCAUGACCAACCUGGCAGUCUCAGACUUGCUCUUCGUCUUCACCCUCCCAUUCAAGAUCUUCUACAAUUUCAACAGGAACUGGCCCUUUGGAGACCCUCUGUGCAAGAUCUCAGGAACAGCCUUCUUGACCAACAUCUAUGGAAGUAUGCUAUUCCUCACCUGCAUCAGUGUAGACCGCUUCCUCGCUAUUGUCUACCCCUUCCGGUCUCGUUUGGUCAGGACAAGACGUAAUUCAGCAAUUGUGUGUGCAGGAGUAUGGGUUUUGGUACUCAGUGGAGGGAUCCUGGCAUCCUUGUUUUCCACAACUAAUACCACCAAUGGCAUAACAACAUGUUUCGAAGGGUUUCCCAAAGACGUAUGGAAGACCUACUUGUCCAAGAUUACAAUAUUUAUUGAAGUGGUUGGCUUCAUCAUUCCCCUUCUGCUCAACCUUACGUGUUCAUCGCUGCUUCUGAGGACCCUCAGGAAGCCAGCCACCCUCUCCCAGAUUGGCACGAACAAAGAAAAGGUGCUCAAGAUGAUAAUUGUGCACGUCACCAUCUUCGUGGUGUGCUUUGUCCCCUACAAUUCCAUCCUUUUCCUUUAUGCCCUUGUACGUUCUCAAGCUGUAGCCAACUGUUCUCUGGAGACCUUCGCCAAAACCUUCUACCCGAUCACCCUGUGUAUUGCCACUCUCAACUGUUGCUUUGAUCCUUUCGUCUACUACUUCACUUCGGAAUCCUUCCAGAAAUCGUUCUACGUCAUUCCUCAUCUCAAAACAGAUUCCCUUUUCAAAACCGAAACUCCUCUAACGAAAGUUCCCCUGCCGCCAAUACAGGAGGAGAUGAGUGACCAGAUGAUUACGAAUGGGGGAGACCUGACCUGUGAAUCCAAUUUUUAAUCCUGAAGCUUUCUGCACUAACGGUAGGAUAGGCAUUGAACUGCAGAGAACUUGGUAUUAACCCAGUAGGUGGGAAUUAUGUAGAACGUGUAUGUAUGAACAGUCAAGCAGAUGCUCUUCCUUCUGAAAACAUAGCCUCAUGUUUUAACUCCAGUAACAUAUGCACAUUUGGCUUUUGAAGCAUCAGAAUAAUAAAAUAUUUCAUCUUGUCCUUAUUCAUUCCCUCCCC
This is a messenger RNA of Ahaetulla prasina, 2193 nucleotides long. RefSeq names its product lysophosphatidic acid receptor 4 (gene LPAR4). Gene Ontology annotation, molecular function: lysophosphatidic acid receptor activity. The transcript is spliced from 4 exons. Gene Ontology annotation, biological process: phospholipase C-activating G protein-coupled receptor signaling pathway; positive regulation of Rho protein signal transduction. Bases 918 to 1964 code for a protein of 348 amino acids. Gene Ontology annotation, cellular component: membrane. NCBI's taxonomy places the organism in Eukaryota, Metazoa, Chordata, Lepidosauria, Squamata, Colubridae. The record is from RefSeq and is a predicted model, not a curated record.